AUGCAGAUUGUGUCGCUGGGCUCAGAUAAGAGUCUGGCAUCACAGGAUAUGAUGCGAACAAUUGUGGCAGCGAUUCAACCUUCUGGCCACGAGUCAAAGAAGGAUCUUCAAAUCACCACCGUGCCCUUGGACUCGGGCGUGUUGAGCGAGAAGGAACGCAGCUUCAGGCAUGUAGUCACUGCUAAGCAAGCCGAGUUCAACCUCAACCUAACAGAGGAAGACUUCUUGACUACCCAGGAAGAAGCAGAGAAGUUGACACUUGACGAAGUGACACAGAUCUUGAAGCAUGGCUACAGCCUCCACGAGUUCGACCCAAACUUUCCCAUCAAGAUCUUGGCCGAGAUCGAAGCGUUUCUGGAAAACAACGAAGCCAUCCUCGUAGCACCGGAGAAGUAUGCAGAGCUUGUCCAGGAAAUGGAACUACAGGCCGCCGUGCUCACGACAAGUAGCCCGUACUCAGAAGUCCGGGCUGUUGUAGACAACAACGACGAUGUCAACACCCCUUGGUCAACUAUCCGAGCAUGGACCAUUGGCUUGUUCUUCGUCUGCGCAGUGGGUUUCAUGAACCAGCUCUUCAGCGUUCGACAGCCGUCCAUAACCGUAGGCUCCGACGUCGUCCAGCUCUUAUGCUAUCCAGUUGGCAAAGCUUUCGAGAAGUUCCUACCGGAUAUUGGCAUUACACUCUUUGGCGUCAGGCAUAGCUUGAAUACAGGACCAUUCAGCAAGAAGGAGCAUAUGCUCAUCACAAUCAUGGCAACAGUCGGAUCUACUUUGCCAUCGUCGAGAUAUAUCAUCUUCACACAGUUCUUGAAGAAGUACUUCAACCAGUCGUACUCCGGGUCCUUCGGAUACCAGGUUUUGAUGGCUUUGUCGACAGAUCUGAUGGGGCACGGUCUUGCUGGGCUGUGCAGGAAGAUACUGGUGUAUCCUGCUUACUAUGUCUACCCGAAGUCGCUGGUCACCAUCGCACUCAACAGCUCGCUCCACAAAGACAAGAACACACCAGUGACCGGUCCAGCGAAGAAGCUUUGGACCGUCUCCCGCUUCAAAUUCUUCACGUGGUCCUUCGUGUGUACGUUCGUGUAUUUCUGGUUCCCGAACUAUAUCUUCACCGCGCUGAGUGCCUUCAACUGGAUCACCUGGAUUGCGCCUGAGAAUGUCAACCUUUCGGCUGUGACUGGUUUCGCAAAGGGUGUUGGUCUGAAUCCGCUGCCGACCUUCGAUUGGAAUAUCCAACGGAUGACAGCAUACCCUGAAGUAUCUGAAUGGUGGUACCUUGGGCUCAAUGUUGUGGCUAUCGCCCUUGGCGUAGCUGUUGUGGCAGGCUGGCAGACCUACACCACAGUCGGCGUCAUCUUCUUCGGAAUCCUGCUGUCCCUGGUAUAUGCAAUCCCGGCUGGUGUCAUCGCUGCCACGACCGGAAUCGUUGUGGAGCUCAAUGUCAUUGCUGAGUUCCUUGGAGGCUCGAUCCAACCAGGUAACGCUCUAGCCAUGAACUUCUUCAAGUGCGACGGCUAUGUAACGACAGCCCACGCCCUGGAAUUCAUCAAGGACCUCAAGCUUGCACAUCAUGUCAAGAUCCCUCCGAGACACACAUUCUGGGCGCAAGUUGUGGCCACAGUCGUCUCUUGCUUUGUGUGCACCGGCAUCAUGAACUUCCAGCUCCGGAACAUCAAGGAUAUCUGCGAGAGCACACAGUCUGCUCGAUUCACCUGUCCAGGAGUCAAUGUGUACUUCAGUGCAGCCGUUCAAUUCGGCAGCAUGGGCGCUCGCAAGGUCUUCGGAACAGGCGGUCAGUACACCAUCCUGCUGAUAGCAGCUUUCCCGAUCGGCCUGGCUGUGGCGGACCACUGGGCGCGUGAGAUCCAUCCAGUGGCAUUUUUGAGCGGUGGUCUGGUCUCCACGCCGCCGUACAACUUGUCCUACAUGUGGCCUGCGAUGCCCUUUGCAUGGUACUCCAUGAUCCAUAUCCGAGGCAAGUACCUGGCUUUCUGGUCAAAGUACAACUACGUGCUUUCAGCAGCGUUGUCUAUUGCCAUCGCCAUUGCCGCGCUGGUCAUGUACUUUGCACGGGAGUAUUCCAGCAUCAGCUUGGAGUGGUGGGGCAAUAAUGCUGAUAGUGGAUGCGAAGCGACCGCUUGCACAAGAUUGAAGCUGCCGAAAGGGUCGUCAUUUGGUCCCAGUCCGGGCCACUGUGUGUAG
Molecule: messenger RNA, 2202 nt
Organism: Fulvia fulva
Lineage: Eukaryota; Fungi; Ascomycota; Dothideomycetes; Mycosphaerellales; Mycosphaerellaceae
Product: Oligopeptide transporter 2
Exons: 7
Coding region: 1-2202 (733 amino acids)
Biological process (GO): transmembrane transport
Molecular function (GO): oligopeptide transmembrane transporter activity
Source: RefSeq, a predicted model, not a curated record